Messenger RNA from Strongylus vulgaris, 129 nucleotides. The record is from the annotation of a GenBank genome assembly. NCBI's taxonomy places the organism in Eukaryota, Metazoa, Nematoda, Chromadorea, Rhabditida, Strongylidae.
AUGGCAGUGAAGGACUUGAGCGAAGACUAUGGUGGUGAAGAUGAUGUAGAAAGAGACUUGCUACACUAUUCUUACAAAGAUGUACUUGCGCCAGAGAACUAUGGGAAGGUACAACCAAUGCUCAGUGAU